AUGCUGCCGCACGACGGCGAUCCUUGGCAUGGCGUCAGGUCUCCAGACACCGAGCCCCCGCUGCUGCCUCACGUUGCUCUGCCAGCCGAGGAGUACCAGGUCUUCCCGCUUCACCGGGUGCGGGCCGUGCGCGUCAUCGCCGCAAGGAAGAAGGAGGCAGUGGGGCCUCCUCACAUGCCAAGGGAGGAGCCUCCCCGGCUGGUGGGCGGCGAACCGAACCCCGACCCACGGGACAUGGGGCCCAAGAAGCAGCGGAACAUGCGCUUCGCCGAGGAUGUGGAUGUCAACGACAGGGGCGAGCGGCGAGAGUCAGCCCAAGGGCGGCUAAGCGACGGGAUGAAGGCGCAGAAGAGCCUCCGUGAGGGCUCUGUCAUGGGCCAUGCGGCCACAGGCCGCAGCGCGAGGAGCCGUGCCGAUCGUAGCACUGUGCUCUCCAACGCACUGGCGGAGAUCGUCAAAGAGAGGAAGGCGGACGAGCUGCUGGAAGAGCAGAAGGCCAAGACGUACCAGCAGGAGAAGCUCAUGGGUAGCAAGGCGGCCGAGGUGGCGAAGAGCAUUGGGAUCAACCCGGUGAUGCUGGACCGCCACCGGCAGACAGUCCACAAGUGGAUCUCUUCGUCCUUCUUUGAUUCUGUCAUUGGCUUCAUCAUCUCCGUCAACGCUGCGACCAUUGGCAUGGAGGCUGAGUUCUCCUCCAGGAUCCCGGCGGGGUGCACCGAAAGCUGCGUCUGCCUCGAGGCCGCCGUAAUCUGCCAGAUGAUGCCGCAGUGGCUGAAGGUGGUGGACUAUGUCUUCUUCCUCAUCUACCUGGUGGAGUUCUUGCUUCGGCUCUACACCUACGGCUUCCAAGUCCUCAAGAGCGCCUGGAUUAAGUUCGACUUGUUCCUGGUGCUGUCCAGCAUGGUGGACAUCGCCCUCAAGCAGAUCUCGAUAAGCAGCGAGAUCUUGAACCAGAUCAACCAGAUCAUGCUGGUGCGGAUCCUGCGCCUGGCGCGGCUGGCGCGGGCCGUGCGCCUGAUGGUCCAGUUCCGAGUCCUCUGGCAGCUGGUGCAGGGCCUCCUUCACAGCGUGAGCACGUUGCUGUGGACCUUCCUCAUGGUGAUGAUCUUGGUGUACGGGUUUGCCAUCGUGGGAAUCGAGACCAUCCAGGUUGACCAGACGCUGCCGCUUGACCACCCCUACAACCUUGCCGUGACGGAGAACUUUGACAGCUUCGUGGAUGCCAUGUUCACGCUGUUCCAGUGCUUCACGCUGGACAGUGUCAGCACGGUGUACCGCCCGCUGGUCACCCACAACCCAGCGCUGCUGGGCUACUUCAUGGCGGUCAUCCUCAUCAUGGCGAUCUCUUUGAUGAACCUGGUCACGGCCGUCAUGGUCAACUCUGCACUUGACCAAGCCAGUGAGGACAAGGAUGUCAAGAGGGCCUAUGAGGCGGUCCAGAAGCGCCGGCAGCUCGAAGAGUUGAAGGUCAUGUUUCUGGAGCUGGACUCCGAUGGGUCAGGCGAGCUCACCUUGGAGGAGCUGCGGAGCGCGCCAGAGGAGGUGCUGGAGCAGUUGAGGGAAGUCGCCGGCACGGAGGACAUCGACGGUCUCUUCCAGAUGCUGGACUACGACGGAGGUGGCUCCCUCGACACCGCAGAGUUCUGCGAAGGAGUUUUGCGUGCGUCCACAAGCGAGACGCCCAUUGAGCUCACUAGGCUCGUGAAGCAGUGCUCCGACAUCCUCAAGCUUUGCCGCAGCGUUCACCGCUACGUCGGCGACGCCUUUCGCCCAGCAGGCCCCGAACCAGCGCGAGGAGCCCUGGAACGGCGGCUGGAUCAGCUGGAUCGGAAGGUCGACAACCUUCAGUUGGACUUGCACCAGAAGGUGGACCGGAUGCAUCGCGACGUUGCCCGAGUUCUGCACGCCCUGUCGGCCAGCGCCAGGCUGCACAGGAGUCCGGCGACAUAA
Messenger RNA from Symbiodinium natans, 1950 nucleotides. NCBI's taxonomy places the organism in Eukaryota, Dinophyceae, Suessiales, Symbiodiniaceae. The record is from the annotation of a GenBank genome assembly.